This is a messenger RNA of Dichomitus squalens LYAD-421 SS1, 333 nucleotides long. RefSeq lists its product as uncharacterized. NCBI's taxonomy places the organism in Eukaryota, Fungi, Basidiomycota, Agaricomycetes, Polyporales, Polyporaceae. The transcript has a single exon. Gene Ontology annotation, cellular component: mitochondrial small ribosomal subunit; ribosome. The annotation marks the transcript as partial. Gene Ontology annotation, biological process: mitochondrial translation. Gene Ontology annotation, molecular function: small ribosomal subunit rRNA binding; structural constituent of ribosome. The record is from RefSeq and is a predicted model, not a curated record.
CAGUUCGUCCAGCCCAAACACUUCUCGCGCGACGAGUACCUCAAGGCGCGCUCCUACAAAAAGCGCCCCGCGCUCGGCCCCGACGCCGCCACCUCCCGCCACACCGACGUCUUCCACCAGACGGGCAUCGACCCGCUCAGGGAGUGCCUCAACUCGUCCCUCCUCUCCAGCUUCGUCACCAGCAUGGGCAAGAUCAAGAGGCGCACCGACACCAACCUCACCUGGCGCAACCAGCGCAGGGUCGCCAAGGCCAUCCGCCGCGCCAAGAUGAUGGGCAUCAUCCCCGUCCUCAGCAGGCGGCAGCUCCUCGACAACAGUGACCCGAUGACCUGA